Molecule: messenger RNA, 2496 nt
Organism: Amphibalanus amphitrite
Lineage: Eukaryota; Metazoa; Arthropoda; Thecostraca; Balanomorpha; Balanidae
Exons: 3
Coding region: 113-1606 (497 amino acids)
Source: RefSeq, a predicted model, not a curated record
AACAACCUUCUCGAGCGCAGUCCUGUUAUUGUUUGGUUCCCUCUCACUCUCAGUAGCGGCGUGGGACGAGUUUUCUAAAACGACGGUGGGUGGUGCCGUCACCAUUCCCACAAUGUCUGCCUUCCUGCCCAGUGACGUAACGUUUCAGACGAACGCCAGCCAACUGGUGCUGACCGGCAUCACAGAAUGCGUCUGCAGUCACGCCUGUCUAGCGCGUGUCACGUGCCAGGCGGCUGCUUACAGCGCCGAGCGGGGCGAGUGUCGGCUCUCACACCACCGAAUGAUGCCCAACAACACGGAGACGACCACACAGGCCUGGACGGAGGGCCACAAGCCGGGCGCCUCGCCGCUUACCGCUACCUCAGUGACAACCACCACGGCGCAGACCACGAGCUGUCUCACUACAGCCGACUGUCAGUGGCUGCACGGACCCUCCCGCUGCCACCUCUCCGAGUGCCAGUGUCUGGACGACUUCGUCCUCAGCCAGGCCGGCUGUCUGCUGGACCCCCAGCUCGGCCACUUCAGCGACAAGUUCAGCGGGACGCUGCGCGCCCAGCCCGCCCUCGCCAGCGCCUCCGCCGGUUCUGACGCCGAUUGUGUUGCAUCCUGUCAAACACAGACGCCCAACUGCAUCGCUUUCCGAUUCGUCAACAAGACGUGCACGCUGCACGCGGCGGAUGCUAUCCAGGGAUCGUCACUUAUCUUCGUCCAACAGACAAGUAGCUCGACGUCCACCGAGCCCAACGUCACCCAGAAGGUGUUUCAGUUCAACCGCGCCAGCGGCGACCCGCAGCAGCUGAUGUCCGAUCAGCAGUGGGUGGAGACCUCGCCGGGUACGUGGCUCACCCUCCUCUCCGACGCCAUCCGAAACAGCAGCGCCAGCUACGAGCGCUGCCGCCAGCUGGACGCCGUUCUGUACGCGCCGCGCUCCCUGGACAACCUGCAAGGCGUGCUUCAGCAGCUGGACGUGCUGAACAGCAAGCUGCCGCGCGCCGAGCUGCCGACUCACGGUGAGGGUGUCGUAACCCAGACCUGGUCUGGCAUCCUGCUCGGCAUCAUCAAGUCGGCGACAUCCGACACCGACUUCCUGACCACGCAGAACGAGCCGUUCGCGUACGAUGGCGCCGAGUGGGACAUCACCGCGCUGCCGCUGGGCCGGCGCGCGUUCGUGAAGGUCGGCCAGCAGCUCCACUUUCAGCUGACAAGCGAGCGGUCUCUGCUGGGAGCCAUCUGUCAGUACCUCGGCCAGGACAUCAGCCGCGACCGGGUCUGGCACGCGGCCGUCACAGACAGCCACCAGGUACUGUCGGUCGACCUCGGGGCCACCUACCAGAUCCGCACGGUGCGCUACACGGCGCUGAGCAAGCCCGACGCGCCGGUACCCGUUUCCGUGUGGGUGAAGACGCCCGCCGGCGACUACGCGCUCUGCGCCAGGGCGGCCAUCACGAGCUUCACGCCGCCGCAGGUGGACACGGCGCUGGCCUGUGAGCCGGCCGUGUACGGGCGCACCGUGCGCGUGGUGGUCUCGCUGCCGAGCGGCGCCGCCGACAAGGAGGCCAUCGCCCAGUGGCCGGCCGUGUUCGGAAACCAGAUCAGCCGCGAGUGAGGCCCGUGGCCGCCGAGAGCGGAGGGUCGAGGAGAGGACAGGGCACCGGACGGCUCAAACACCGAGAGAACCAGGGUCCAGCGCCCAAUUGGACGUUUUAUCUUUGGCACUGUACUACACCGAGUGACACGCUAGCUCAUGAUGCAAACCAUAACACACGCGUGUAUUUCUGCAAUGAAAGUUAUGACUGAUAUGCCUACCCGCUUCAAUAGCACCUGAAAGAAGUUCCCAUGUAUUGCAGCUUAACUGCAGUUAGACCCGCAAAAAAGCACUAUCACACUGAACCGUAGAAGCAGGUAGGUAGAUCAAAUGUCCACCAGUGCUGUAAACACAAUGGAUCAUGACAGAAGUUUGACAGCUCUCAGCGGCAGUGGAUAGCGCGAUCAUUUGCGGCUAAAGUUUGACGGCCGCGUCCUAGUUUCCUUUUCGUGCAGCCGAUUGUCGCGUUUGGAACGUCAGCCAACUGACAGAGCCGCAUGUCCAAAGGCUUGGCAGAAAACAGCUCACGGCGACGACAAAUACGACGCACCGGGACAAUGAAGUUUGGAGUGGUAUCGAGUUCGACAACAUUCAGGAGUGACAGCAAUUGUCCGAUAUGCGCCACUACUCACUGAUGUGAAAGCCUGAUCUGAUUCACUUCGAUCAUUAUGGCGCUCCUGUUAUAAUUGUAAACUUUUGGCUGGCGUGAUAUACCGACAAAUUUAAGCAGCCAUUUUGAAAUCACGAAUGCUAAGACCCAAGGAAGUUGAGCUAUGGGCGAAUAAACACUGCGAUUUACUCUGCAUUAGUAAGUACGAAGGUGAACUUCAGAUAUCCACCGUAAGCAAAUCACCAAUUCGUACAGUAAGGACAAUAUCGUACAGUUCAUGCAGCAAGUAACUAGGAAGCGA